CAUACUAUCGCGUGCGGACAUUAUUAUAAUCCUGAAGCAGUCACAGAUCGCCGAGGUGAAAGAGGGCGAUCUCAAGAACCCUAACCCGGACUUCGUUGCUGAUCUUUACACCCGCCUCCUCAUCCACCUCGAUGCUCUCCACGAAGAUGAGCAAGGGCAAGUUGAAUUCUCUGCUCUGGAGCAGCUUGAGAACCCGGACCUUCAUGUUGGCUCUGUUCAAGUUAUGAAUUUGUACAGCAGGAUUAGGGAUGUCGUGUCAUCUCUUGAUUGUCCAAUGCAAUUUAACCUUAAAGAUUUGAUAAAACCAGAUGCAACUCGAACUGAAUUUUUCAUCAGUGCAAUCGUCAAUUUUUGCCUUCACAAAGACACAAAAUUGAAUCUUCUAAGACCUCUUGUAGAGGAUCUAAACCAACUAGAUGAGAAGCGAAAGGAGUGGGAAGCCAAGAUUUGUCAGUUGAAUGCAGAGAUUGUGGGCUACAAUGAAGCUAGGGCAAGGGAGUUACCCAUUGUUCAAGAGGUGGAUGCCAAAGUUAAAGAAUUGCAUCAGACCAUUGCAGGCCUUAAUAGUCGCCAGAUGUCAUUAAAAGCCUUUUACCGGAACUUGAGGGAUAAGACAAAGGAAAUGGAAGAAAAGAGUGUCCAAGAAAAUGCAAAUUUACGUUCAAAAAUAGUUCAAUCACCAGAUAAGCUGCAGAGAGCUCUGGAGGAGAAGAAAGCAGCUCUAGAGGAAGCAAAAAAUGCUGAAAGAUCAGCUAUGCAAUCUUUUCAGGAGAAGACUGCCAUUCUUGAAGUUUAUACUGAGAUCUGAAUUUUGUUCAUGAUUUGGUUUAUGUCAUCAUCACAAAUAUCUAAUUUGGCACUUUAUCCAAGAAUAAAAAUAUAAAAAUAAAAGGGGAUGAUGAAU
Messenger RNA from Rubroshorea leprosula, 904 nucleotides. NCBI's taxonomy places the organism in Eukaryota, Viridiplantae, Streptophyta, Magnoliopsida, Malvales, Dipterocarpaceae. The record is from the annotation of a GenBank genome assembly.